This is a messenger RNA of Ostertagia ostertagi, 525 nucleotides long. Lineage: Eukaryota; Metazoa; Nematoda; Chromadorea; Rhabditida; Trichostrongylidae. The record is from the annotation of a GenBank genome assembly.
AUGAAGCCAUCUGUAAAGGCGACUCACGUGAUUUUUGAUGUGGAUGGCACACUCCUGGAUACCGAAAUCUGUUACACUUUGGCCAAUCGGGCAAUGUUGGAGAAAUAUGGUCGUGAAUUCACAGCUGACAUGCAAGCACAGAUGAUGGGAAGAAGCGGCCAGGAAGCUAAUGCAUGGCUUCUAAAAGAAGUUGGCCUUUCUGACAAAAUUUCUCCUGAAGACUUCGGAGUCGAAAAAGAUUUUAUGCUUGCUGAGAUGUUUCCUAAAUGCCGAGCUUUGCCAGGUGCUGAGCGUCUUGUUCGGCAUUUUGCUAAGAAACAAGUUCCAAUGGCAAUAUGCUCAGGCUCUUCCUCGCACAAAUUCGAAUUGAAGGCUACUAAGCACCAUAGUUGGUUGGAUCUAAUUCCUAUAAAGGUAUUCGUUAAACAUCGUUGGCGAGUUUCUCGGAUUCAUUCCAAUCCAUCUUUAGCUGAGACUGCUGCACACUUUAGCACGUGUAUGGGGUUGGACACGCAGCAAUCGAGU